Messenger RNA from Chlamydomonas reinhardtii, 1113 nucleotides. RefSeq lists its product as uncharacterized. The transcript has 2 exons. The record is from RefSeq and is a predicted model, not a curated record. The coding region runs from base 184 to 471 and encodes 95 amino acids. NCBI's taxonomy places the organism in Eukaryota, Viridiplantae, Chlorophyta, Chlorophyceae, Chlamydomonadales, Chlamydomonadaceae.
CGGGAGUCGGGACCGAGCUCGGAUCGGUUGCGUCGCUGGCUGAAGAACUGCAGGCUGCUGUGUUUGCAUAUAGAGAGGACUAUUUCUCCUGAGGCAUCACAUAAUCCACUGAAGCCUCUGCCGCUCUCACCACUGUCGGAGUCGACCAUCCUCGGCGCUUUGCUUGCCAGCGGCUCAGGAGAAAUGUCCUACUCUGCCUACUUCACCCGUGCUAACUUUUCAUUCCCCACUGGCUUUGCGGGGCUGGUUGGUGGCCUCUUUUACCUGAACACGUUCACCGGGCGCCCGGCGACCGGCACCAAGGAAGUUACUAUGGCCGAAUACAACGCUACGCCGCUGGUGUAUCUGCAGUCGCCUGACCGGCAUCCCACUCGCAGCCCCAAGGUCCCGGGGAUGAGCGAUGUUCCCCAUGCGUACGAUGAGCUGAUGCACAAGGUGCACGCCAAGGGCCACGGCCAUGCGCACCACUAAGCCGACCAGCACGGCCAUAACCGUGGAGUUGGCGAAGCAGCUGGAGGUUGCUCAUGGGACGGCGGGAAGGAGAGCUUACGCUCGGGCUUAUCGUGAUCGGGUAGCAGUAUUGGCUGCCCGGAGGCUGGUGUUGUGAUGGAGGUUUGUGUGGGUUCGUGUGCGUGUGGGGCAAGUACGCUUGAACCGAAGGUGCAGACCCGUUUGUGCUAUUGCACCCGGGUGCAGAGAGAUGCAGCGUAGGUAGUAUGGCUGUUGUGUCGCUAGCGUAGAAUGACAGUCUCUGUAACAGGCGCGUUCCAUUGUCGCGUGUCUGGCGUGUCCCGAUCCCAAGGCCAAGCCACGCGGGUACCACUCUGGUCUUUUGCUGUGUCCAAACUUUGACAGCCUGGUAGACCCAACAGGUAUCAUCUGACCAGGCCGCCAGCAUACCUACGGCUUCGUCUCGUUGUUUAGUAUGCGGCUACUAUGGUUCGGAGCUACGAGGAGGCGACCUGAAAGGCCGUACGGCUGCAGCCGUGCAUGGGGUGUGCAAUGGGACACGCAAAUAUUUUCGUCGUGAAAACUAAAAGCUUGAUAGCGUGACGGAUAGCGUACGCACAGUGUAUGCAGGAUACGCAAUCGCCACUGUAAAAAGAGUAGGCA